Molecule: messenger RNA, 2937 nt
Organism: Rangifer tarandus platyrhynchus (Svalbard reindeer)
Lineage: Eukaryota; Metazoa; Chordata; Mammalia; Artiodactyla; Cervidae
Source: the annotation of a GenBank genome assembly
AUGGAGGACUACGAGCGAGAGCUGUACGGCGUCGAGGACGAUUUCGACAACCAGUUCGCGGCCGAGCUCGAGGUGCUUGCCGAGCUGGAAGGGACAGCCGCCCUAUCGCCUUCCAGGGACUCUCGGCCCACUGUGAGCCGGCCCCGCCUGACGUUCGAGGAGGCCAUUGCUGGAGGGGAGACUGCCAUUAACUGCUCUCCAGGAGGACCUCCAAGGAGCAGCAAGGGCAGUGUCAGAAAGAGGCAGCUGGCUUCUGACAUCCAGGGGGACAGAUACCUGCCCCCUACUCCCCAAAUCAAACGGUCCAGGCUGCAGGCUGUCAGGAGACUGAACUUUAGGUCGGAAGAGAUGGAAGAGAUGACGCCUCCUGACUCCCCGACUCUGGACAUCACUCCCCCACCAAGUCCUGAGAUACCUGAUGAGCUGUGGGGCGAGGGGCCCUUAGACGCCGGGGCUGAUGCGGGUCUCACUCAGGCCUCGCUGGCCACCCACAAUCCUGUCUUGCGGCGGCCCCCAGUCUUGGAAGACUAUGUCAAUGUGACCUCCACGGGUGGCGACCGGGCCUUUCUGGUGCUUCGGGCUGACCCAGUGGGCACUGGGGUGCAGAGCCCUUUCCAUGAUACCCGGUGGCGUGGCCGUGGCCAGCUGGACCUGCUGGGCGUGCCUUUUGCCUCCCUGAAGGAGAAGGUCGACAGCGAGCGGCGGCAGCGACUGCUGGAAGAGGCCCAGCAGCUCUCGGACACGCUGUGCAGUCUCAGGUCACAGGAGAUGGAGGAGGAGACUCAGCCCUUAGGGGCGCCUGAGGAGGAGCCAGCCGACAGCCAGGACGCCUCCCAGCAUUGCCUCUGGGUGGAUGAGUUUGCACCCCAGCGCUACACGGAGCUGCUCAGUGAUGACUUCACUAACCGCUGCCUUCUCAAGUGGCUAAAGCUGUGGGACCUAGUGGUGUUUGGCCGAGAGAAGCCUGCCCGGAAGCCUAGGCCCAGUGUGGAACCAGCCCGUGGUGGCAAGGAGACCACAGCUUCCAGCAAGUGGAAAAGCCAUGAACAAGUGCUCGAGGAGAUGCUGGAGGCUGAGCUGGACCCAAGUGGGCGGCCCCGGCAGAAGGUGGCACUGCUGUGUGGGUCCCCAGGGCUGGGCAAGACCACCCUGGCCCACGUGAUUGCGCGGCAUGCUGGGUACUGUGUGGUGGAGAUGAAUGCGAGUGAUGACCGCAGCCCUGAAGCCUUCCGCUCGCGCAUCGAGGCGGCCACGCAGAUGGAGUCCGUCCUGGGCGCUGGUGGGAGACCCAACUGCCUGGUCAUCGACGAGAUCGAUGGGGCCCCCACGGCCGCCAUCAAUGUUCUCCUGAGUGUCUUGGACCGCAAGGGCCCACAACAGGCAGAGCCAGGGGGCCCCUCUGUGCCCACAGGUGGGGGGCGGCGGCGCCGGGCAGAUGGGGGUCUCCUGAUGAGGCCCAUUAUCUGCAUCUGCAACGACCCGUUUGUGCCCUCUCUGCGGCAGCUGAAGCAGCAGGCCCUCCUGCUCCACUUCCCACCCACGCUGCCCUCCAGGCUCACGCAGCGGCUCCAGGAGAUCUCCCUGCGGCGGGGCAUGCGGGCUGACCCUGGGGCGCUGGCAGCCCUCUGCGAGAAAACAGACAAUGACAUCCGCGCCUGCAUCAACGCCCUGCAGUUCCUGCACAGGCGGGGCCAGCGGGAGCUGAGUGUUCAGGCCAUUCAGAGCACACGCAUUGGCCUGAAGGAUCAGCGCAAGGGGCUCUUUUCCGUGUGGCAGGAGGUCUUCCAGCUGCCCCGGGCCCAGAGGCGCCGCAUAGGUCAGGACCCAACCCUGCCCACCCACAUGCUCCUGCUUGGGGACCGGCUCUCGGGCUCGGGACCCCUUGCUGCCGAGGCGCCUCUGACUGCAGCCGCGCAGCGUUUCUACCACAUCUUGCACAUAGCCGCAUCUGCAGGCGAGCACGACAAGGUGGUCCAGGGCCUGUUCGACAACUUCCUGCGGCUGAGGCUGCGGGACUCCAGCCUGGGUGCCGUGUGCACUGCCCUCGACUGGCUGGCCUUCGACGACCUGCUGGGCCGGGCUGCCCUCCACGGCCAGAGCUUCCAGCUGAUGCGCUACCUGCCCUUCCUGCUCCCGGCCUUCCACCUGCUCUUUGCUUCCAGUCACGUGCCACGGAUCGCCUUCCCCAGCAGCCAGCAGGAGGCCCAGAAUCGCAUGAACCAGACACAGAACCUGAUCCAGACGCUGGUGUCGGGCAUCACGCCAGCCACCCGCAGCCGGGCUGCGCCGCAGGCGCUCAUCCUAGACACCCUCUGUCUGCUCCUGGACAUCCUCACGCCCAAGCUGCGCCCAGUGAGCACACAGCUGUACAGUGCCCGAGAGAAGCAGCAGCUGGCCAGCCUGGUGGGCACCAUGCUCGCCUACAGCCUCACCUACCGCCAGGACCGCACCCCUGAUGGGCAGUACGUCUACAGGCUGGAGCCGAACGUGGAGGAGGUUUGCCGCUUUCCCGAGCUGCCCGCCCGUAAGCCCCUCACCUACCAGGCCAAGCAGCUCAUUGCCCGCGAGGUGGAAGUGGAGAAGAUGCGGCGGGUGGAGGCCUCGGCUCGGGCCAGAGACAGCCCCCAGGUGGAUGGGAGUCCCCUGGGGGGCACGGGGGAGAAGGAGGUGCAGCCACCUGCCCCGUGCGACCACAAGCAGCGGCUGGAGUGUAUCCUGAAGAGAGCUGCCCUGGAGGAACAGCCUGAGAGGGACUUCUUCGGUCGUGUGGUUGUCAAGAGAGCAGCAGCCCCAAGUGCAGGGCACGAGGCCUCUGAGACUGACACGGCCGAGCGGCGCGCGGGCACCGCGGUGGGCAGGAGCGACGUGUGGUUCCGCUUCAAGGAGGGCGUCUCCAAUGCCGUGCGGCGCAGCCUGUACAUCAGGGACCUGCUCUAG